AUGUCGUGUGCUUUCCUGACUUUGGCGUCCAGACGCCAUGUGCCUGCCUUGCACAAGGCCUCGCUUGCCCAGCGAGCUUUUGCUUCCCAUGCCCGAAAUGGGAUUCCGCCCUAUCAGCGCCUGGUCGACAACCUGGCUGUAGUGCGCCAGUCUGUCGGAGAUCGGCCCCUGACCUUGGCCGAGAAGAUCCUAUACUCGCACCUUUCGGAAGCCAAGGGAUGCAAUCCCAUCCGUGGCGAAACGUACCUUAAGCUGAAUCCUGAUGCAAGCGCCCAAACUGCUGUCUUGCAGUUUAUGCUCUCUGGUCGCAAGUCCACUGCCGUGCCCAGCUCGAUUCACUGCGACCAUCUGAUUGAAGCAUACGAAGGUGGCGACCGCGAUGUGGCUCGCUCUCUGGAGUCAAGCGGCGAGAUCUUCAACUUCCUGCAGUCCGCCGCUGAGAAGUUUGGAAUCUCCUUUUGGAAGCCUGGAAGUGGCAUCAUUCACCAGAUUGUCCUCGAGAACUAUGCCGCCCCCGGCACGCUCAUGCUCGGCACGGAUUCCCAUACCCCCAAUGCCGGUGGUCUUGGCAUGCUCGCCAUCGGAGUCGGUGGCGCCGAUGCCGUCGACGCCAUGGCAGGCAUCCCUUGGGAGCUCAAGGCGCCCAAGAUCAUCGGUGUUCAUUUGACCGGCAAGCUCAGCGGCUGGACCUCACCCAAAGAUGUGAUCCUUCGUCUAGCUGGCCUUCUUACCGUUCAGCUCGUGCACGGUCAGCUAAUUAUCAUCCCGAUUGCCGAUGGCGAAAAUCGGCAAUCUUAUGCGAUGCAGGGUGGAACCAACCACAUCCUCGAGUAUUUUGGUCCGGGCGCCGAUUCCCUGAGUUGCACCGGCAUGGCCACCAUCUGCAACAUGGGAGCCGAGGUUGGCGCCACCACAUCGGUCUUCCCUUACUCUGUGAGCAUGGGCCGCUACCUGCGAGCCACUCACCGCUCUGACAUUGCCGAGGCAGUCGACAAUGUAGCUUCGCUCGGCUUCUUGCGCGCCGACAAGAACGCCCACUACGACCAGGUGAUCGAAAUCAACCUCUCUGAGCUCGAGCCCCACAUCAACGGGCCCUUUACUCCAGACGCCGCCACCCCCAUCUCGCAGUUUGCAAAUCUCGUCAAGAAAAACGGCUGGAAGGAUGAGGUCAAAGUCUGCCUGAUUGGUAGCUGCACCAACAGCUCCUAUGAAGACAUGUCUCGUGCCGCGUCAAUCGCCCAUCAGGCUGCAGACAAGGGGCUCAAGACCAAGACCGGAUUCUUUAUCACCCCUGGCUCAGAGCAAAUUCGCGCAACAGUCGAGCGCGACGGGCAAACCGAUGCUCUUUCCAGCGUCGGUGGCAAAGUGCUUGCCAACGCCUGUGGCCCUUGCAUUGGCCAGUGGAAGCGCACGGACAUCGACCAGAACCAGGAGAACGCCAUCCUGACCUCCUUCAACCGCAACUUCAAGUCGCGCAACGAUGGCUUCUCCAAGACCAUGAACUUCUUGGCUUCGCCGGACAUUGUUACCGCCAUGGCCUUCUCCGGCAAGCUUUCCUUCAACCCAGUGACGGACACGCUGCUGGAUGCCCAGGGCAACGCUUUCAAGUUCGAGCCCCCCAAGGGCAGCGAUCUUCCUUCCGAGGGAUUCAUCAAGGGCCGUGAGUCUCUGCAGGUGACUACUGUCCAGAAGGACACCACCAUCACCAUCGAUCCACAAUCGUCGCGCCUGCAGAUCCUGGACCCUUUCGCUCAGUGGGAUGGCCAAGAGUUUGCCGACCUGAAGGUCCUCGUCAAAGUUCAGGGCAAGUGCACAACCGAUCACAUUAGCGCUGCUGGAAAGUGGCUCAAGUAUAAGGGCCACCUCGAGAACAUCGCCAACAACACCCUCAUUGGGGCCACCAACGCUUUCAACGGCAAAGUGAACGUUGUCACCAACGAGCUCGAUGGAUCGGCAAGUACCCCUGACACCAACGACAGCAUGGAACCCUGCCUCGAUCUGCAUCCUCCCUCAGUCUCUAACAUUGAUUCUGAGGGAGCUAUCCCCGAAGUCGCUCGCGCCUACAAGAGCGCCGGCGUUCCCUGGGUCGUUGUGGCCGAUUCCAACUAUGGCGAAGGAUCUGCGCGCGAGCACGCCGCUAUGCAACCCCGCUAUCUCGGCUGCAAGAUGAUCAUCUCGAGAUCAUUUGCUCGCAUCCAUGAAACCAACCUCAAGAAGCAAGGCGUUCUGCCCGUGACCUUUGCCAACCCUGCCGACUACGACUUGAUCACCGAGGGAUGCACUGUCGAGACCGUCGGACUCCGAACCAUCGCCCCUGGCUCUCCUCUGAAGAUCCGCGUCACUCCCAAGAACGGCACAGCAUUCCACCUUGACGUCAAGCACACCCUUAGCGAGGACCAAAUCGAAUGGUUCAAGGCUGGCAGUGCCUUGAACAUGAUCGCUUCGUCGCAGAACUAA
Molecule: messenger RNA, 2457 nt
Organism: Polychytrium aggregatum
Lineage: Eukaryota; Fungi; Chytridiomycota; Chytridiomycetes; Polychytriales
Product: aconitate hydratase
Exons: 15
Coding region: 1-2457 (818 amino acids)
Cellular component (GO): cytosol; mitochondrion
Molecular function (GO): 4 iron, 4 sulfur cluster binding; aconitate hydratase activity
Source: RefSeq, a predicted model, not a curated record